GAAGAACGUCCAGGACAUCCCGAAUCAGCCGAAACCACGGGGUCGGUUGAAAAGCCUGGAGACUGGAGACCGGAGAACGGAGAACGGAGAAGUGAACCAGUCGGAGACGCCUGGCUAACGACUGGUGUCAUUUCCGGGCCUCCACUCUUCCCCGGCUCUCAGGCAAUCACGGGCUGCCCAUGCCAUGCCAUCCCGCCCGUGACUUGCUUCCAUCCGGAACCGAUCAGGGUCUCUGCGGAGCACCAUCAGCUCGAAUUUUCCCUCUCCUAUUGAUUUCUUCCGGUAGAGUUAGUGGUUCAGGAACACCGACGGUGCCUUGUUUUAUUUAAUAUCGGCUGACUGCUUCUUUCUUCUCUCUCCUGCCCCUUCCCCUCCUCUUGUUUCCUCCCUCCGCCUGGCCUGUCAUCCGUGUUUUUCUUUUUCUUGUUGCAUCUUUACCCCGCCAUGGCAACCCCGCAGGAACUCGUCCCCCAGACGGAAUCCAUCGCUGAGGUCUACGCAACCGACGACGCUUCGGUCACCUCGAUUGCCCCUCAGCACCAGGAUCGAUUCAAUAAUCUGGUCGCCCAGUUUACCAAGUCGUACAACCAUCGCCCGGAUUUCGUGGCCCGCAGUCCCGGUCGCGUCAACAUCAUCGGCGAGCACAUCGACUACAACCUGUAUGAUGUCCUUCCCACCGCCGUGAGCGUGGACGUGAUCAUCGCUGUAAAAGUCAUCCCCUCCACAGGCUCUGAGUCGGUUGUAAAGAUUUCCAAUGUUAACCCUGAAAAAUUCCCUACCCGCGAGUUCACCGUGCCUCACGACACGGACAUUGAGAUCGACCCAAAGAAGCAUGAAUGGGUCAACUACUUCAAGGCCGGGCUUCUGGGAGCCCUGAAAUUUCUGCGCAAGCACAAUGCAGAUGGUUCUUUCGUCCCCGCUAGUAUCGAAGUCCUCCUGGAUGGUAACGUGCCUCCGGGUGGUGGUAUCUCUAGCAGUGCCGCGUUCGUGUGCGCCAGUGCCUUGGCAGUCAUGAAGGCCAACAACCAUGAUGUCUCAAAACAGGAUCUGCUUGAUCUGGCUGUGGUUUCUGAGCGCGCAGUUGGUGUCUACUCGGGAGGAAUGGACCAAGCCGCUUCCAUUUUCUCUCGUCGAGGAUACUUGCUGUAUACCCAGUUCUACCCUAACUUCUCCGUUCAGCAUGUUCCUAUCCCCAAGGCAGAUGAGGAAAUUACUUUCCUCAUGGCGCAGAGCUUCGUCACCUCUAACAAGGCUGAGACCGCCCCUCGUCAUUACAACCUUCGCGUCGCUGAGUGCACGCUCGCCGCUGUGGUCCUGGCUGCCAGAAAUGGACUGACCCUCCCCAAGGACAACAGUUCUCUCGGCUUCAGUCUUCGUAACUUCCACAAUGCGCUGAUGAGCAAAGAGGGCCGCUUGGGAGAUCCCCUGGAGUACCAGAUUGAUUCUGUGAUCCAGAGUACCAUGGAGAUCCUGACGCAAGAACAAGGAUACACUCGCGAGGAGAUUGCCACGCUCCUUAAUAUUACAGUCCCUGAGCUCGAAGCUAAGUAUCUCUCUUCGUUCCCUGUCCAAGCAGACCGCUUCCUCCUCCGGCAGCGCGCCCUGCAUUGCUUCACCGAGGCUCGUCGGGUGCUGGACUUCAAGGCGUGCCUCGCUAAGGCGACGAAUCUCGACGAGAGACGUAUCCAGUAUCUGGGCCAACUUCUGAAUGAAUCCCAGACCUCGUGCCGCAACCUUUACGAGUGCAGCGCUCCGGAAGUGGACGAGAUCUGCGACAUUGCACGCCGGGCGGGUACCUUGGGUAGCCGCCUGACCGGCGCUGGAUGGGGCGGUUGCACCGUUCACAUGCUUCCUCAGUCCAAGGUUGAGGCUGUUACCAAGGCCUUGAAGGAAGAGUACUACCUGAAGAGGUUCCCGGACAUCAGUGAGGAGAAAUUGACCGAAGCGAUGGUCAUCAGUAAGCCCUCUAACGGCUCGUUCCUGGUCACGGGCGCAGCCAUUGCCCAGGUCGAGGUCUAAGGUGGGUUUUCUUGGAUAUAAUGUUUCAUCUAGUCGGCAUGAUGGUCUUGGAUCUAGCGUUGGUUUAUUCUCCUGCAGACUGCAAACACAGAUUCAAAGUUCUGUGUUCAUUGGAAACCCAUGCACUUGUGUAUAACGUGAAGUAUCUGUACAAAUGGGACUAUUUUCUCGGUGACCACCGAUGUGCUCUG
Aspergillus ibericus CBS 121593 is the source of this 2210-nucleotide messenger RNA. RefSeq names its product galactokinase galE. The record is from RefSeq and is a predicted model, not a curated record. Gene Ontology annotation, cellular component: cytoplasm; cytosol. Gene Ontology annotation, molecular function: galactokinase activity; ATP binding. NCBI's taxonomy places the organism in Eukaryota, Fungi, Ascomycota, Eurotiomycetes, Eurotiales, Aspergillaceae. The coding region runs from base 445 to 2019 and encodes 524 amino acids. The transcript has 3 exons. Gene Ontology annotation, biological process: carbohydrate phosphorylation; galactose metabolic process.